Lithohypha guttulata is the source of this 1761-nucleotide messenger RNA. RefSeq lists its product as uncharacterized. Gene Ontology annotation, biological process: intracellular signal transduction; cyclic nucleotide biosynthetic process. NCBI's taxonomy places the organism in Eukaryota, Fungi, Ascomycota, Eurotiomycetes, Chaetothyriales, Trichomeriaceae. The transcript is spliced from 2 exons. Bases 1 to 1761 code for a protein of 586 amino acids. The record is from RefSeq and is a predicted model, not a curated record.
AUGCAGAACGAUGAGGCGUCGCAAUGGAAGGAACGUCAGCAAGCAGAAUUGGCCCUGCUACAGGCAAUGUUUCCAGAUCAGGUAACCUGGAACGACCAAAGGCAGGAGGUACAAUACAAGAGUACUGCAGGUGCUUCACUAACCCUACGCUUACCCGAAGGAUAUCCUGGGAAGCAGGAGCCAACUCUGCUUGGUGCAUUCGAUCAACAGAAAAAGGACAUACGACAACUGACGAAAGACACGUUCAAUUCUCUUAAUCUGCCCCUUGACCAAGAAGUACUUGACACGCUUUUACAGAGGUUUGAAGAUGUGGUCGAAAGUAGAGCACGAACCUUGGAGAGCACACAAUCAAGCAAGGUACUCGCAGAUAGUGCUACAACCAACGAGGAGUCUUGCAAGACCGUCGUUGUGUGGUUGCAUCAUCUCCUGAAUACCAACAAAAGAAAGCUCGCUCUACAUCCCUCGAUAGGUGCAGCCAAAAUUGUGGGUCUCACUAAGCCUGGCUAUCCUGGCGUUCUGAUUUAUUCUGGUCCGAGGGAACAUGUUGAUGCGCAUGUUGCAGAGCUCAAGGAUCAACGUUGGCAAGCAUUUCAGGUUCGUAUGGACGUCGCGGGUCCAACAUCGUGGUCGUUUUCUCACGGAUCUGGUAUCAGAGAAGUCGAAUCAAUGUCGGAUGUAACGCAAGCGAUUGUUGAAAAGGAGAAUCGGGACGCCUUCCUCGAAGCUAUACACAUCAAGCAUGACGUCAAGUUAGCAAGAAGCCUGAAUGUCGCGUUGAAGCUUUCGCGAUCGUGUAUCAAUACGAGCCCUUACCAGAGUCAUCAGAGGUCGCGUUGUAUCAACACGGCCCUCGGUCCACGUCGCGCUGGCAAGUAUGAUCCGACAACAUGGCCGCAACUUGCUGAGAACGUAUCAAAACGUGCAAUCAGCACGACCAGUGAACUCCAUGAACGCGCAGAUGCUGCAAGCGAUGAGGAAGUCACAGCGCCCAUAUCACCACUUGCAAUAGUCUUCACAGACAUCGUCAAAUCAACAGCAAUAUGGGAGAAAGACUCCGCAGUCAUGGCUGAAGCCAUGGAGAUUCAUGACAACUUUGUGCGCCGUCUUCUCGACAACCACGCCGGCUACGAAGUCAAGCAGAACGGCGAUGGCUUCAUGAUCGCAUUCCAAUCUGCUCUAUCCGCAUUGAAUUUCUGCUUGGAAGUUCAAGUGCAGCUUCAGGAGCAGGAAUGGCCUCCCCACUUACUUGAGCUGGGACCGGCGCAGCCCGUCGUUGUCCAUGACACCGAGCAUGAAGCAAAAGACCAGAAAGUCCUGUGGAAGGGCUUGCGGCUGAGGAUGUCCGCUCACUUUGGAGAACCCGUUUGCAAGUGGAACGACAUCAUCAAAAGGAUGGACUAUCUCGGUCCAGCUGUGAAUCGGGCUGCAAGAUAUGUGAGUGUUUGCGAAGGUGGCCAAAUCGUGGUCAGUGAGGAAUUCAUCGAAGCUCUAAAGUCGGAGCGAACAGCAUCGCUGGGUGAGAAUGGGCCGUUGUACAACGAUAGUCAAUCCGAGGACACCAAUGGUUAUGCUCUAGAGCAGAAAGACUUUGAAGGUCUUAUUGAGACUGAGUUCGAGCUGCGCAUGCUCGGUCACAGGCAUUUCAAAGGAGUUGAUGAGAAGCAGAGGCUGUUCUUCAUCAUCCCAAAGUCCUUGGAAGGCAGGCUGGAGUACUUUCCCAAGCAUACAUAUGUUCAAGCGGAGAAGGGUAACCUGGUUUGA